AUGGUGUUGUAUAUCCAGCUUUCAAGGAUGCAUGUUAUACGCUCGGUUUGUUACAAGAUGACUGCGAAUUUGUCGAUGCAAUUGUUAAGGCAAGUACCUAAGAAGAACGGAAAAACAUUUUUGUGGCGAACCCUUUCUGCUUCAAUAAGGAGCUGUCGUGAUACUGUUUUGAAUGUGGCUUCAAAUGAAAUUGCGUCAUUGCUUCUUCCUAAUGGAAGAACUGCACAUUCCAGAUUUAAAAUUUCACUCAGCAUUACUGAGGAUUCUAUUUGUAAUAUGAAGUCAGGGAGUCCUCACGCUAAACUAUUAGUAAAGGCAAAGCUCAUUGUAUGGGAUGAGGCACCAAUGAUAAGUAAAUAUUGUUAUGAAGUUUUUGACAAGUGUCUAAAGGAUAUUCUUCGAUUCACUGUAGGUUAUAAACAAAAUUUGCCUUUGGGUGGAAAGGUCGUAGUGUUGGGUGGAGAUUUUAGACAAAUUUUACCCAUGAUUCCAAAUGAUUCGAGACAAGACAUUGUUCAAACUGCAAUCAAUUCUUCAUAUCUUUAG
Messenger RNA from Arachis ipaensis, 546 nucleotides. The record is from RefSeq and is a predicted model, not a curated record. Lineage: Eukaryota; Viridiplantae; Streptophyta; Magnoliopsida; Fabales; Fabaceae.